This is a messenger RNA of Ooceraea biroi (clonal raider ant), 1483 nucleotides long. RefSeq names its product aurora kinase B (gene aurB). Gene Ontology annotation, molecular function: protein kinase activity; ATP binding. Lineage: Eukaryota; Metazoa; Arthropoda; Insecta; Hymenoptera; Formicidae. The record is from RefSeq and is a predicted model, not a curated record. Gene Ontology annotation, biological process: protein phosphorylation.
GGUAUCCACCAAUCAGUUUCAAUUACAGCAAGAUGCUCGAUCAGCUGGUGUGUUAAUACAACGGAUGAUCUGCAGAUGUCGUUUGAUAUAACCCUAAAAUUCAAAGUUUAAACGCGAGGGAAAUGUCAGUUGACGAGCAACAUAAAGCAUACAGUGAUUGAUACUUCUCUGUAAGAAGUUGUAAGAAUUUUGUUGUAAUUUUCCGUUUUUAUAUUGCUUUGGAAAACUGUUCGAAUAGUUACAGAUUAAUGUUAACAAGAAAGGAGUAAAUAAUUAGUAAGAAUCCUUAGUGAUUUGAUCUUGAGCGAUAUUGUGAAUACUGAUAAGUGUGUGAGAAAAUACAGAUUUCGUUUACUAAACUUCUAAACCUGAAAUCAAUUUACAAAAAGUGUGAGAUAUAUAAAUAUUGUAUAAUAUACUAUUUUACUUACUAUUGUUUAUAAUGACCAGUGUAAAAAUGUUUAAAAUGCCAACUACAUCUGAGGCGAAUGAAGUUAUACAAAGUACAGUUCAUAAAAUGGUGGAACGUGUCAACAACAGAGGCAAAAGAUAUCAGUGGAGUUUAGACGAUUUUGAAAUUGGAUCGCCUCUAGGAAGGGGAAAAUUUGGACGUGUAUAUUUAGCUAGAGAAAAAACUACACAAUACAUGGUUGCCCUAAAGACACUGUAUAAAGUUGAAUUGGUAAAGGGGCGUGUGGAGAAGCAAGUAAUGCGAGAAAUUGAGAUACAGACACAUUUAAGACAUCCACAUAUUCUUCAAUUGUUAACAUAUUUUCACGACAAUAAGAGAAUCUAUCUAGUGUUGGAAUUUGCCGCGAGAGGUGAAUUGUAUAAGGAACUGAAACGUCAACCGAAUGAAAGAUUUAACGAACACUUGUCCGCUAAGUAUACUUACCAGGUGGCUGACGCUUUGGAAUAUUGUCACAAAAACAAUGUGAUUCACAGAGAUAUAAAGCCGGAGAACUUAUUGCUUACAUAUAACGGAGAUAUAAAGCUCGCAGAUUUUGGAUGGUCUGUGCACGCACCAUCCAAUAAGCGGGACACAUUGUGUGGAACGUUAGAUUAUCUACCACCAGAAAUGGUAAUGGGACAAUCUUAUGACAUCUAUGUUGACCAUUGGUGCCUGGGAAUUCUCUGUUACGAGUUCCUCACGGGACAGCCACCCUUCUUAAGCGGAUCCACGCAAGAAACUUACGCGAAGAUAAGAGCUAUAAAUAUACAGUGGCCAGAACAGAUUAAACCUGGCGCCAAAGAUCUUAUAUCCAAGGUAACAUUUAUGCUCUGAUCAAAAAGAAGAGCUCAGAGCGAAUUUCCAUGGCCGCGGUUAAGAGACAUCCCUGGAUAUUAGAGCACAAAACUUUGCCUAAACCACAAGCUUAAGCUAAGCAGGGACAACAUUAUUUCUCGUUCAUUUUAUAUUUUAUGUAUUUAAUGCUGAUGCUUUUAUUAUAAUUCCAUAAAUACAGUAUCAAAGUAUCAAUUA